This is a messenger RNA of Phytophthora nicotianae INRA-310, 1424 nucleotides long. RefSeq lists its product as hypothetical. The record is from RefSeq and is a predicted model, not a curated record. Gene Ontology annotation, biological process: regulation of cell cycle; regulation of transcription by RNA polymerase II. NCBI's taxonomy places the organism in Eukaryota, Oomycota, Peronosporomycetes, Peronosporales, Peronosporaceae. Gene Ontology annotation, cellular component: nucleus; transcription regulator complex. Gene Ontology annotation, molecular function: DNA-binding transcription factor activity, RNA polymerase II-specific; RNA polymerase II transcription regulatory region sequence-specific DNA binding. Bases 82 to 1338 code for a protein of 418 amino acids. The transcript is spliced from 5 exons.
UUUCCCCCGUUGAACGUCCAGGUGUCGUUCACUUAAAAACGACGCAGUGUCGACCUCCGAAGUCGCCGCAAGGGAUCAUAAAUGUCAGCACAAGGAACUCCACUACCUGACAAUCUACAGUCUCCUGUUGGGAGAAAGACUAACCCAAAAGCGCCAGCGAAGGUAGCAGGCAAACGACGCGCCGGAUCUGGUGCCAAUGGCACCACGAAGCGCGCGACACGUCGAGAACUCAAGAAAUUGGUAGAAAUGGACUUGGAGGAGAAGGACGACGUCCCCACAGCGAUCAAGAAGGAAAACACUGCCGCUGUGCCGUUUGGAGUCGAUGCAGCUAGUGCGUCAAUCACUCCUACGAGUCUUCAUGAUGAUUUCGUGAAUAUGAUGAAGACGCAAGGUCUGGAGAAGAUGGCAACCGAGGCGGGUCUAUUAAAGAACGGCGCUCUUGUAGAGUCCCAGGUCCCGGCAACUCCGUCCGCUGCUACGACUCCAGCCAGCUCUGGCAGUGGAAGGAAAACGACGUCAGUAGCUUCAACACUCGCAAGCCCGUCGUUUACCAGUCCUUCACCGGGGAAGAAGAGGAAAUAUUUGAAGAUCAACAAGGGUUUGCGCCAUUUUAGCAUGAAAGUGUGCCAAAAGGUGGAGGAGAAGCACGUUACAUCGUACAACGAAGUCGCUGAUGAGCUGGUGCGCGAGUUCGUCACGAUGCGACCAAAUGAUGCGGUGUACGACGAGAAGAACAUCCGUCGACGUGUUUACGAUGCGUUGAACGUGCUGAUGGCCAUGGAUAUUAUUUCAAAAGAACGGAAGGAGAUCCGAUGGAAAGGACUUCCGUCCAAUCUGCAGCAUGACACGGAAAUGCUUCUGGUUUGUUUCCAGCCACUAGUACACUCAGGUGGGAGCAAUAUUAACUUGCUUGUAUGUGUCUUGUGGCAGGCUGAACGAAAUGAACGGAUGAAGAGUGUGGAGCAGAAGAAGCAACAUCUACAGGAUCUAUUGGUACAGCAAGUUGCAAUGAAGAACCUCCUGAAGCGAAACGCCGAUCGCAAGCGUAAGGAGAGCGAGAAUCCCACAUCUGCCACCAUCGUACGCGAUGAAGGACGAGUGUUCUUGCCAUUUAUUGCAGUGAACACUAGCAAAGAUACUGUGAUUCAGUGCGAGAUGUCGGAAGACCGACAGGAUAUUUUCUUCAACUUCAGUGCACCGUUCGAAAUCCACGACGACGCAGAUAUUUUGCAGAAGCUUAACUUACACAAGGUGCCGUACGCUGAGCUGAAGCAAAUGGUGCCCGACAAACUGUUGUCCUAUCUCCCUGCCGAGUGUGAGAUGAAGAGCGAAGAGUAGAAAGCGAUGUUCCAGAUAGGUAGGUAGUUUAAUACAGUAAGAAUUCGUGUUCGUGGAAUUUCAUCGACACCAUUUCAGUUUGGGAC